Molecule: messenger RNA, 1406 nt
Organism: Anguilla anguilla (European eel)
Lineage: Eukaryota; Metazoa; Chordata; Actinopteri; Anguilliformes; Anguillidae
Product: thyrotropin subunit beta-like
Exons: 3
Coding region: 158-655 (165 amino acids)
Biological process (GO): G protein-coupled receptor signaling pathway
Cellular component (GO): extracellular region; cytoplasm
Molecular function (GO): hormone activity
Source: RefSeq, a predicted model, not a curated record
CAACAUUCCAUGGUCAUCACCUGCAGGUGCAGCAUCAAAUUUGGUUCAUGAAAGAAGUUGCGCCAAGUGUUCUUGUGAGAUUUUCCUCUUCCACACUCGGUCCUGCCGACGGGUUCACGCCGCCUGAAUUAGCACGGGAAGCUUCGGUCGUGUCCGGAUGGCUUUGGAUUCGCUCGCCUGCGUUCUCCUCUGCCUGCUGCUGGGCCAGGCGCUCGCCAAAUGUGUUCCCCAAAACUACACGCUCUACGUGGAGAGAGAAGGCUGCGAACACUGCGUGGCUGUCAACACCACCGUGUGCAGAGGCUUCUGUUUUUCACGGGACACCAAUAUGAAGAAGUGUGGGUUGAAGGGCUUUCCGGUCCAGCGGGCCUGCAUGUACCAGUCGCUGGUCUACCACGCUGUGAGCCUGCCGGGCUGCCCGCCUGACGUGGACCCCCUCUUCUCCUUCCCCGUGGCCCUGCGGUGCCACUGCAGCCGCUGCAACACCAGCAACACCGAAUGCCUCCACCGGGGCAAGAGGCUGCCCAACCCAUGCGACAGCACCCUCUGCUACGCCAAAGGCCCGCCUAAAGCAGCGACCGCCACCUCACUGACGGGAACAUACCAGGAAAAUCAAAAAAUGGGUGAAGCUGCUGUAAUUUAUCAGGAAGUUUGAACAAGGAAGUUUGAUCAAGGAAGUUUGACCGAUUUUGACCUGCGGCGUUGCUACAGAGAAUAAACUAUUUUUGAUUGGUUCAGGCAUGUGAGAGGUUGACAGCUCGUAGUAGCUCCAGUUAGUAGCUCCAGCCCAAUGCGAGGGCCAUUGAAUCCUCUCUUUGUCAUCACUGCCCUAAUUGCACUUGCUAGCUUGACUGUCACUAUAUUUCACUCUGAUUGUUUAGUAUGUGAAAUGUCAGGUGGCAUUUGCACACAGCUGGAAGUAGCAAUGAAGUAGAGUUAAAAAGUGAAGUUAACUACAAUAGGAUAUAUUGUCUACUAUAUAUCAGUGUUUUCCAUUGAGAUGAAUAUCUGUGUAGUUCACUGGCAGCAGCUGCUGUCUUUAUAGCCUUGAUAGGAUGAUGAAGUAAUCAGGUCAGGUUUUGGUGUAUAUCGCAGGGACAGUGUUUUCAGACCAUUAAUGGAAAGCACACACUGUGUCUGAGAAUUGUAUUUAUUUGACCUUUAUUUAACCAAGUAGAGCAGAUGAGAAAUACUGUAACUUCCCUGUCUGUGCACUACUCCACAUCUGCACAGUAUGCAUCUGCUGCUAUUAUCUCUGUGUCUUCACAAAGUCAGGAAUGCUACAAGUGUCCUCACAAUGUCAGGAAUACCAGGAGUGUCCUCACAAAGUCAGGAAUACUUAAAUGUAAGCCUUAGCCUUCCUUUGUGUCUGUUCUGUUGAAAGUGCAAUAAACUGAACGAUUGCU